Molecule: messenger RNA, 2488 nt
Organism: Carassius carassius (crucian carp)
Lineage: Eukaryota; Metazoa; Chordata; Actinopteri; Cypriniformes; Cyprinidae
Product: NMDA receptor synaptonuclear signaling and neuronal migration factor-like
Exons: 10
Coding region: 546-1523 (325 amino acids)
Biological process (GO): positive regulation of neuron migration; regulation of neuronal synaptic plasticity
Cellular component (GO): nucleus; cytoplasm
Source: RefSeq, a predicted model, not a curated record
AAGACGUAAUGUUUGUCCACUAGUAAUUGAUUGGUUUUUUGGAUAAAAUUGUUGUUUGCUAAUUGUUGCAUUCUCAUGUGCGUGACAAGUUGGUAGAAGAAAGAAAUUACUGCCCCUGUUUCACACCAGUGAAAAUUUCAUCAGAGAAGGGUAGCGAUGUAAUUGUGAGGAGGAGAGAAAGUUAUUUUGAUUCAAGUUUACGAGAGCGUAUGGUUUAAAAAAAAAAUGAUGUGCACUGAUAAAUCAUUUAUAAUAAACACUGCAAUAUUCCAUAGUAAAUGAGAAUUGUCAAUUUGGAUUUCAUGGUGACUUCAAGCUAAUAGCUCAGACAGUGUGCUUGAGAAUAAAGUAAUGAAAAUAUCUGAAAAUACAGAAGCACAGAUGAGUAAAUGUUAUGUUUCUGAAGCCUGAAGCAGUGUCAAACGGGGACAAACUGUUUAUUUAUGCCUGUUUAUUACAGAGGAACUGUGAGGACUGGAGAUUUGUAUGGACUGCACUGAGCUUGUUGUAUAACUUCAAACACUCAUCCCCGUCCAUAAUCAGCCAUGCUAAUGCUACCAUGUAUAAAUGGAUUGUUUGAAAGCAUAUUUAACAUUUCCAUUUUUGUUUCCUCUUCCUCCAUCUCCCAUUUUUCUUGUGCUUUUCCCUUCUUGUCUUAUACCUUUUUUCCAAUCCACUGUGCUUCUCCAAAUCCUUUCUAUCACAGAAACUUCCGGAAACACCUGAGGAUGGUGGGCAGCAGGAGAGUGAAAGCCCAGACAUUUGCUGAUCGCAAUGCGAAGAGUUUCAGCCGGUCCUGGAGUGACCCGACACCUGUCAAGCCUGACUCUCUCCAUGACUCCAGAGACAGUGGAGACCUCCAGGCAUCGUCUGGCAAUCUAGAUGAAGAAGACUGCGAUGAUGUCGACUGGGAGGAAGAGAGAGAGUCGGAAAGAGCAGCUUGUGAGGGUGAUGACUUCAUCCCACCCAAAAUCAUGCUAAUUUCAUCAAAAGUCCCAAAGGCCGAAUACGUUCCCAACAUCAUCCGUCGGGACGACCCCUCCAUAAUCCCCAUUCUCUAUGAUCAUGAGCAUGCCACCUUUGAUGAUAUACUAGAGGAGAUUGAAAAGAAACUCACCGCCUACAGAAAAGGCUGCAAAAUCUGGAACAUGCUCAUCUUCUGUCAGGGAGGUCCGGGUCAUCUCUACCUACUGAAGAACAAAGUGGCCACAUUUGCUAAAGUAGAGAAGGAGGAGGACAUGAUACAGUUCUGGAAGAGACUUGGCAGAUUCAUGAGUUUAUUAAAUCCCAAGCCUAACCCCAUCCACAUUAUGGGCUGCUAUGUGCUCGGCAAUGCGAACGGAGAAAAGCUUUUUCAAAACCUCAAGAGACUGAUGAAACCUCAUGCCAUUGAGUUUAAGUCUCCUCUGGAACUGUCAGCUCAGGGUAAGGAGAUGAUCGAGAUGUACUUCGAUUUCCGCCUCUAUCGCUUGUGGAAGAGCCGCCAGCACUCCAAACUUCUCGACUACGAUGACCUUUUGUGACAUUGAGUCGUUGGUUAAAGCAGCCCAAGAGGCAGGUAGCUUUCUUUAGGGCCCAUGUGGCAACGCUCCCUCCGGAGAGAGCCUGGGCGGAAAAGCCCUGAGGUGGAAGGAGGAAGAUGAGGAUGAGGAUGAGGAUGGCUGACAUUGAGAAGACGUUCCAAUUCACCGCUCCUCAGAUGAAACGAGGGGAAGCAGCCAUUACUGUUAGGUGCUGUGUCUUCACCCCAUCCAUUUGAGCUAUCAGCUUGAAAGAGAAACAUUCGGUAGAUCUCCGCAGGUCUUAACUUUUAACCUGUGAGAGGUUUAGAAAAUAAAAUUCAGCUUCUUUGAGAAUUUAAAAAAGCUGUGUUAAGGAGGAGGAAAAAUAAGGACAGAUUUGUUUUUAGUACUUUUUUGAGAAGCUGUUUUUGUGGUUAACUAGCAGGGACAGUGAAACAAGGCCAUUUAACAGUGAAAAACGCCUUGAGGUUAUUGUGCAGGAUAAACUGUGGAACUGUUGUAUGUACAUAUUCACUCCAAACUCUAUAAAAAAUACUGUAAUUUAUCUUUCAGCAUAAUAUUGCACUGUUUUAGUUUUUAAAGUAUGCGUGUUUUAGGAUUCAUUAGAGGGAAUAUAACUCAGGUUUCGUUCGUUUAACUGGCCUCCCUCUGUAAUGUACCAUCUUUAGAUAGAGAGAGAGAGAGAGAGAGAAGAGGAAAGCGAAACUUUUUUAAGUAGAAAACUGUUCAGUCUUAAUGAUUGAGUUACCUAAGUGGUGUUGAAAUGACACUCACACCUUAUAUAUGUGUAAGGAACUUUUUGUGUUUAGAUGGUUUAGAUUUCAAUAGACUCGUGUACUGUAUGUGUGACUUUAAGUCAUUUGUAGACCGAGCUCAUUGUAGAUCGGCAGAUUCUAUCCUUUAGCUUCAAAACUUUUCAUAACUUUCUAGUGUCUUAAAGAAAAAACUACAUUGAAUAAGAUUUU